Trichoderma atroviride IMI 206040 is the source of this 2112-nucleotide messenger RNA. The record is from RefSeq and is a predicted model, not a curated record. Lineage: Eukaryota; Fungi; Ascomycota; Sordariomycetes; Hypocreales; Hypocreaceae.
AUGACCGGACUACGCGGUUUCGAAACCGGAAUCGCACUUCGUAAGACUCACCCUGGUCACUAUGCCCGGUGCAAUGUAUCUCAUCUCACCCGCCUUAGAAACACCACGGAAAGUGAAGGCUCUUCUUCCACGCGCACGCAGAACCAGGCGCAAGCUGCUCCAUCUUCACAGCCUGGCCAAGGACAAUCUCAACCAGCAGCUACUAACAGUGUGACUGCCACUGCCGCUUCCGCUGCCCCUGCCAACGCCAAUGGGUUGCGCAGCUCAGACUACUAUUUGCAGCUGGCGGAGAGGUUGUUGGUGACGACGAAGCCUGCGUCCACCCAAAAGGCAAAAGCCCAAAGCCAGUAUGGGGUGCCUGUGACGUAUUUCUUGGAGAAGCUGCUUUUCCAUAGAGCAAACAACGCUCCUGGAAACGCAUUGGCCUAUGUCGACAAUGACCGGUGGCUGAGUAUCAUUGCACUCUACGAGGAAGAGAUUGGCAUACAAUAUCCCUUUCUGAACCUUGACGAGCUGAGGCGCGAAAUCACAGAAGGCGACGUGAGGAAUGCGAAAGACGAUCAUUCGCGACAGCCAAAACCGCCACCCGGUGCCAAGGCCAGCCGCAUUCAAAUCGAGAACAUUGCAAUCCAUGUCUUGGCGAUUAUAUCCAUUUUCGCUGAUGCACGGACCAUUGAAAUAGCAAACCCAUGGGUUGAAGAGAUUUAUGCAGCAACAGUGGCAAGGACUCAGCUCGACAGCACUGUCAAUGCCGCCGAUUUGUGCCUCCUCAUACUCGCCACGAUAUUUUUCUUCCUUAGCGAUCGGGAAAUUCUUGCGUGGAGAGGAAUUGGUGUCGUUCUGCGAUUACUCCAGGAAAACAGUUCUCGAAACGCGGGAGACUUGAGUCUUCAGGACGGGAGCCAGAUUGCUACACCAGGUGAAAUGCUCUACUGGUGUGUCUAUACACUUGACCGACGUUGGAGCUUUGGCACAGAGUUGCCGUUUGCAGUACACGACUCCGAGAUUGAUCGCCACCCUAUGCUGGAUGGCGACUCACUUUCUACAUCCUACGUCUUGAGCAUGGUCUCCUAUUGCCGAAUCUCAUCAGAUGUGAGGAAAUGGCUACUGGAACCGAUAACUGGCUCCACGUCUGAUAUGACACGCGACUUCCUCGAUUUUCGCAUUGUUCAGUGGAAGCGUAACCUGCCAGCUAAGCUCCAUCACGAUACCACCAGGAAAUACGAUCCUUCGAGAGACAAUCGUGGCGACUAUAGGAUCUGCUUGCUCCUUCAUUUAAGAGCAAACCAAAUGAGAAUCAUUGUACACAGGACAUCGGCAAAUCGCCUCGGAGCAGCUAGCCUCGAUCCAUCAACAGUCAACGUUCUAGCUGAUGUUUCCCAUGAUACCAUUCGAGCUCUUGUCCGCUUGGCCGACGAGACGGACAUUUAUCAUGCACAACAUAAAACGUUCAACCACUUUCUCGAAUCUGCCCUUUCAUCAAUGCUGCUUGUGCUGGGGAGUAUCAGCGACGACAUAGCCCGAGCCUCGUGCCUUCAGGAUGCGUUUGACGCCGUAGACCUAAUCCAGCGACUUUCAUUAACAUCCCCCGUCUCACAGCGGCUGUUAGAACGGCUACAUAACAUUCAUGAGGCCAUGGAUAGCUUUCGCGCUCGAGGUAGCAGGGCCACGUCGCAAAUGUCAUCUAGUCUCGACGGAGCCACAUCAAUGGCACAAUCCGCGUACAGUCCGGACCGGCCUGCAGGGCUUGUACGGCUGGAUAUGGAGCAAGGCCAGGGCAAUAAUUCGAGAGUGAACGUCCCAUUAGCAAGACCCCCCGAGCAGACACUUUCAAUUCCCACGUUACCCGGCCGAGGUAUGAGCGAUAGAGAUCAGCACCAGCGCAGUAACCUGGGCUAUUUAGAAGCCAGCCAAGCAAUGACCUCGCCGCCGCUGCCGUAUCCUCACACAUCCUCUGCUGGCAUUCCCACUCUUCCAUCAAAUCUGCCACAGUCACGACGUGCGUUUGAAGUGCCAGGAAAUAUCCUCAGUAUGGCUAAUGAGUUGCCCUUUAUGAACUUUCCCGAGCUGGGACAAUUUUUGGACGAGAAUCCAGUCAUUUUCACCUUCUAG